Messenger RNA from Perca fluviatilis (European perch), 2924 nucleotides. RefSeq names its product SH3 and cysteine-rich domain-containing protein 3-like. Gene Ontology annotation, biological process: skeletal muscle contraction; positive regulation of protein localization to plasma membrane; positive regulation of voltage-gated calcium channel activity. Gene Ontology annotation, molecular function: protein binding. Bases 407 to 1405 code for a protein of 332 amino acids. NCBI's taxonomy places the organism in Eukaryota, Metazoa, Chordata, Actinopteri, Perciformes, Percidae. Gene Ontology annotation, cellular component: extrinsic component of cytoplasmic side of plasma membrane. The transcript has 13 exons. The record is from RefSeq and is a predicted model, not a curated record.
AACAGUCAGCUUGACACAUGAGUGCUCAGCCUAGCACGCACACAAACACACAUACAAACACACACACAAAAGCAUAGAUAAGUAUGUGAGUAUACAGACAUAUGCAUCACACCCGAGCCUAAAAUCCUUUUGGAAAUCACUGAAAGAUGCUACACCGAAAGAUGCUACAGAGGGAAUAGAGAAAAGGCCCAGACUGUGCGAGUGUUGACACAUAAUUCAGGGGGCCAGAAGUGAGGAGACAAGUUGUUCGGCUGGUUUGUCAGACUCAGACCCACUCCAGUCAUCGGCAGCAGGUAAAGGACUCGCCCACAGACAGAUUAACCCACACUCUGAAUGUUGUCAUUUCUUCUCUGAGCCGCGUGAAUUUUGACAAAAGGUGGGGCAGUACUGACAUCCACCAAACAUCAUGGACCAGGAGGAAGACAAAAACUCUGUGGAUUUCCAUGACAACCCUCCAGCUCCUGACAACGUAGUUAGAGAGGACGGAGACACAGUCUAUUUCAUAUAUGAUGAGGAGGUGGAGGUGGAGGAGAAGGAACCAGAACCUCCUCCUCCUGUUGUCCGAAUCAACGACAAACCCCACAAGUUCAAGGACCACUACUGCAAAAAACCCAAGUUCUGUGACGUCUGCGCUCGCAUGAUAGUCUUGAACAACAAGUUUGCUCUGAGGUGUAAAAACUGCAAGACCAACAUCCACCACUCAUGUCAGUCCUAUGUUGAGUUCCAGAAGUGCUUUGGCAAAAUUCCACCUGGCUUCAGAAGGGCCUACAGCUCCCCGCUGUACAGCAGUGAUAUACCAGAUCCAAACAACCCGAACCGGAACGACCCAGUCUUUGACACCCUGCGUGUUGGUGUCAUCAUGGCAAAUAAGGAGCGCAAAAAGAAUGAAAAUGACAAGAAAAAUCUGAUGGUGAUGAUGGAGGAAGAAGAAGAGGAGAACCAACGGCCCAAAGAGAACGAGGAGGGAGGAGAAGGGAAGCCUGAUGAUAAGAAGGAGAAAGGAGGAGACAAAGCAGAUGACAAAAGUAAAGGUACAUUCUCCCAGACCCACUAUUACCUGGCUCUCUACCGCUUCAAGGCCAUAGAGAAAGACGAUCUUGACUUCCACCCUGGUGAUCGUAUCACAGUACUCGAUGACUCCAAUGAAGAGUGGUGGAGGGGAAAGAUGGGGGACAAGUCGGGCUACUUCCCCACCAACUACCUCAUAAAAGUGCGUGCAUCAGAAAGAGUUUUUAAGGUGUUACGUUCCUUCGUAGGGAACAGAGAGAUGGGACAAAUCACACUGAAAAAAGAUCAGAUUGUGGUGAAGAAAGGAGACGAGAAAGGCGGCUACUUGAAGGUCAGCACUGGACGCAAGCUGGGCUACUUCCCUGCUGAUCUGCUGGAGGAGAUCACUGUGACAUAAAAAGCACGACAUGCAAUGAAAGAGCCUGCAACACACUUUAAACAGUAGCAAAGAUUGGAGACAUCACUGUUCAGAAGAUCCUCCUGAUCUUUUCUAUAUUUGUUACCCAAAACAAGAUAUCAAAAUGAGCUCUUUUUGUGUCUGUCACAGCAGAAAUGUAUUUCCUGUGAUGUAUCUGUGACUUUGACACAAAGUGAAGCAUGAGAAAGGAGAGAAUAAUGAUUCAUACGUACAGGCUUCAAAAGUAACUUUUUCGUCUACCAGCCAAAUGGCUAAUGAAUGUUCAAAUAUUACCAGCCACUCAGAUUACAAUUGGGUUUUUUGGCUGGUGAGUGAAGCAAAUCUACCAGCCACUUGCAUAUUUCACCAGCAUUUGGCUGGUAAACGGUGCCAAUUUGGAACCCUGCAUACGUACAUUAAAAUAUUUGUAAGAGGCAAUCAGGUGAUGUAUUGGCUUUGUCGUGACUAGCAUGGUAAAACAAAGGUCAGAUCCUUUAAGUUACUACAGCGAUUAUAGCUAGCAUAAAGGAGAUCCAUUGAUACAACCUGGAGAGCUUGAAAGAGGUCAUAAAUGAAUGCAUUAUUGAUAUGAAGUCAGAUAAUUAACAAAGGCUUGAUAUAAGAUUCAAUUAUAUAUUUCUAAAUCAAUUUGACAAAGCGGACAAAGAGAGUUCAUGUUACAUCUCACAGCAGAUUAUUUAAGUUUGGCCAUAACAAAACCUCUGAGUACCCUUCAUUGUACUUUCAGGCUAAUGAACCAAUUCCACUGCUCAUUUAGGUAUGAUCCGAUUCAAACAUUUUGUUUGGUUAUAAUUUAUCUGUUUUAAAAAUAUUAUUAUAUAAGUAUUGUAAUGAUAGUUAAUAUUGUCUAAUAAAAUAUCUAAAGACUUGUUUGCUGCCAUUUUCAAGGCUCUCUACGUCCUUUAUAGUUACUUAUAAAUACUCUAGGGUCCAAAUCCAUUUCAACAUGUACAUUAUGUUAACAAAAAGAGUGAACAGUGCAAAGACAAUUUCCUAGAUUGGGCUUGUACAAAAUUUCACGUUAACCUGAUAAACUGAAGAAAGGCUAUAUGAAAACAAAUUGUGUAUAAAAACAGAAAUACUGCUCAGAAUGGUCUCAAAUGUUUGCACUGUUUGCUGCUAAUAAAAUUAGCUUGAAUUGCCCGAAGUUUAAAUGUUUCAAAAAUGAAACCUGAAGUGCACUUAAAAACCUAAUGUGAAACUUCCUUUAACAUGUUUCCAAAAAGGCAAUAUGGUAUUCAAAAACAAAAGAAGAGAGAUCAGAGGGGCCUCUCUUGAUGUGCUGUAGUUAGUAGCACUUGUUACUGUUGCUGCUAAAGUUAUCCAUAGCUUACAAUGGCGUUUUAACUCACAUCAUAUCCUGUAUUUAUGUUAAAACUGGCAACUGCAAUCCAGUUAAAAUUGAGUUUGAAGUUGGAGUGGGAUUAUCAACUCUGGGCAGAAAAAAAUCAUGUGACCCAGCAGCAAAUAUGUUUCUAAAUAAAAUGCAUCAAAAUAG